CGCGGGGGGAGCCCCACGCCCGGCGUGGGGGCGGGGAGCGGGCGGCGCAGGAGAGCGCCCCAGUCCGGGCGCGGGAGGAGGAGCGGGAGCCAGCCGGCGAAACGGCGCUCCUGGCCGCACCUGCCCGCACGCGGCCGGCCCAGCCUUGCCCUGCCCGCGGCCCCGGCCCCGGCCCCGCACUGGCAAGUUAACUCUGAGGCUCUUCUACUGUUUUGAGGUGUUUGUGGAAGAAGAGUGAAGGGUGAGGUGGUGGCCUGGCGGAGGGACACAUGGAAGCCACCUGCCCACUAGCCGAGGAUCGGCUAAGCCCUGGGACUAAUGCUUGCCCACGCUGCUGAGAAUGGCACGGUCGCCCAACCAGGCACCAGGACAAAGGUGAACCCAGGACACUCCUGGACAGCGAUCCUGAUGUCUGUGCUGAGCUGCGCACUGAAGGGUGUGAUAACUGGCUCCCGUGGGCGCCAUGGCUUCCGUGGAGCCCCUGACGGCGCUGUCCCGCUGGUACCUGUACGCCAUCCACGGCUACUUCUGCGAGGUGAUGUUCACGGCGGCCUGGGAGUUCGUGGUGAACUUUAACUGGAAGUUCCCCGGGGUCACGAGCGUGUGGGCGCUCUUCAUCUACGGCACCUCCAUCCUGAUCGUGGAGCGCAUGUACCUGCGCCUGCGGGCCCGCUGCCCCCUGCUGGUGCGCUGCCUCAUCUACACGCUCUGGACCUACCUGUGGGAGUUCACCACCGGCUUCAUCCUGCGCCAGUUCAACGCCUGCCCCUGGGACUACUCCCAGUUCGACUUUGACUUCAUGGGCCUCAUCACCCUGGAGUACGCCGUGCCCUGGUUCUGCGGGGCCCUCAUCAUGGAGCAGUUCAUCAUCCGGAACACCCUCCGCCUGCGCUUCGACAAGGACGCCGAGCCGGGGGAGCCCGGAGGCCCCCGCGCCCUGGCCAACGGCCACAUCAAAACUGACUGAGUGGGGGACUCGUCGGGGAGGGGCUGGGGUCUCUCAUGGACCCUGUGGAGAAAAGCACGAAGCUGGUGGAGUUGCCCCUUCUGUACAGCACAAGCCCUGCCUCACCCCAGCCUCAGCCCUGCGGGGUGCACACAGCCCCAGCCUCAGCCCGGCCUCAGCCCUAGAGGGCGCAUACAACCCCAGCCCAGCCUCAGCCCUGUGGGGUGCACACAGCCUCCAGCCCUCCACUGUGGGCUGGUGUUGGGGGCGGGCUAUCGAGGCAGCAAAGGGACUUGGGGGUUGGUCCGUGGAUCUCACCCCAGCUCAGAGGCUUCACAGGGACUAGACUGCGCGGGUGACUUUGGAAGCAGCAGGCCCUGCCCUGGCUAAGGGACUCUGCCCUGGCUAAGGGACUCUGCCCUGGCUAAGGGACUCUGCCCUGGCUAAGGGCCUCUGCCCUGGCUAAGGGACUCUGAGAAAUGGGCAAAAGGCGAGAGGCAGGUCUGAGGAGGCUUAGGGCUGCUGCCUCGGCCACCUGGUUCCUUCUCACCUGGUUUAGUUGGGCUUUGGCUGGUUCCGUUAGGCAAUAUUCAGGUGCUUGCUUGCAACCAAUACCUCCCCGGGGGCCUGCUGAGAGACUGGGCAGCCAGGAAGCUGCUUGGAGCCGUGCUAGGCUGCAGGGCUGGGAGGCCUUCCCUUGGCUCCUCUCCCUUCCCCCAGGGCCCCACGCUGCUCUCUUGGCCUCCUGGGGGCCCCCUGGUGCUGGAUUCCCACCAACCUUGGGCUUUUGGAGGUUUCAGUCCCUGUGCUUUUGGUGGCGUUUCCCCCCUUUCUCGCUUAUUUUUUAAGGCCUUUACCACUAUCAGCCCUUUAUCCAUGUCAAUCACCCACCAACUCCCACUCCCCGGCCAACACAGCAGCUGCCAGAGAUAGAACCCUGAGACACCCCACCGGCCCUCCGCAGCCUUUCCGCCACUGUUACCCCAAUCCGGUGGGCUGUGGCAGUGCCCUGGUGCUCUUCUCCAUCCAUGCCCCUCGUGGCCCAGCUAACAGUGAAUGACACGCACAACACACAGUCGGGCCAAGAUGGGCCCCACAGAUCCACAGUGGGGACCCAGAGACAGAUCAGUGUGCGUGGGGGGUGCCGUGGGGAGGGCGGUAAAGGCACGCCUGACGGCUCAUUUUCAGUCCAGUCAGGGGCAGUCUAGCAUUCUAGGGGAUGGGGGAGCAGGAUCCAGUGCUACAUGCAGAUCAUGAAGAAGGAGUGAGGGAGACCCUCCCAUCCUUGGUGGGAAGGGAUCAGUUCUGGAUCUGCCAUAGCCCCAUCCCUGCAGCAAAACCUCCUCAGGGCCCCCCCUCCCCACCCUCCCCAGCAAGACCGACACUUCGAGCUUGUUCCUCAAACAGUAUUAACCCUGCCACGCUCAUGGGCGUUGUCAUCUUGGGUGCCCAUGACAGAUCCGUUGCUGGCAGUGGACAGGUAAAAACCUCCCUCCAGCCCACUUCCGGCUCUGCCCCCACUUGCCAAGGGGAGGGUCCAUCAGAACACAGCCUUUCCCAUGGUACGUGGUCUCUACUUGACCACACUAGAACUCUUAGGUAGAAAUUAGCCUUUCCCUUUUUAUAGAACAUUAAAAAGUGAUCAUGCCACCUGUGGAGAGAAUCUCCUCUUCCUUGCUGUGUUGCUCCACCCAGAUCAUGCAGACAGCACCGGGUCAGGGCACGCGGGCGGGUGUGGGCAGGAGUGGUGUCCAGGAUUGGGAGAAGGGCGGGGAGACUCUCUGGCAGGGUUGCUCUCUGCACUUGACCUUGUCCAGGACGGGAUGAAGGGCGUUUUCCAGCCUCCGUGUCCUGGGUAGGCUCGUCACAUCCAGGCAUGAACGACAUUCUGCUGGGGCCAGCCCUGGCUUUGGUUUACCUGUGGCCCCAAUUCUGGGGCGUUGGGGCUCCUAGGGGCUUCAGGCUGCCAGUGGGGGUAGAUGGUGCUCCGUCUACAGCUGCAGGGGAGUCCAGGGGAAGAACAUUGCCUGGCUUCCCUGUUCCCUCGGGAAUCCUUUCCUUGGUCCUCCCCUCCAACUCCAUGCUAUUUCAGUCUCUCGGACCCCAACACCCUCGCAGGCCCCCAUGUGGGCUCCUAGACCCCACCACCCACCUUCGCUCUCCCCUUCCACAAUGGCAUCUGGUGGUCAGCUUGUUGAUGUCUCCCAGCGUAAGGCCUCCACAGUUCUCGGCCUGCCAAGCCCUUGGAUGGCCCACUGGAUCUGGCCUUUGCAGGUGUUGCCCUGUGGACAUGCCUUGGCACCAGCUUUUCCCUGUGCAGGAGGUUCUGGAGCAAGCCUGCCUCCCUGGCAGUGUGCAGAGCAUUGUGUUUCUGCUUCAUGACGCCCCCUGCAAAGGGAGGCAACGAGCCAGGGCUUGGCCACAGGAUCGGCAGGCUCAGUCAGAGCCCAGACCUCAACUCCUCUUUUAUUCGGUAUCUUCAGGGCCCCAGUUCCUUAGUGCCCAGGGCCUCAAGGUUUAGAGGAAGCCCAGCCCUGCCGAGCAGUGGGGGUGCUGGCGGAGAGAGUCGGCUUGCUGUGCAUGAGCCGCUGGUGUCCUGGGCCUCUCCGCUGGACAUCGCAGCAUCUCCGAGUUACAGAUCGCCAUGUGCUGCCCCGCAUGGUUGGACCGCUUCCGUGUCUGCUAGGUGACCUGUCCCUCGUGCCCUGUUCCCGCGGAUGCCAGUGAGUCGUGAUGGCAUCGCAAUGGCCUAUGCUUAUUCUCAGCAAUAAUGCCUAGGGAGUGGCCAUGAGUCCUUCUGUCCUGGUCCCUUGCCCUCUGCUUGGGUCUCCUGGAGAGGCGGCCGCUGAGUGGGUCAGUUCGUGAGAACCUGUAUCUAUGGAGCUCUGGGCUGUGCAGACGUCUGCAGGGGAUGCAGGGGCCCUGCGCUGGAGGAGCUACGGUAAGGCAGAGAGCUCCCCUGCCCCCUUGCCCCCCUGAGGCCAUCCAGACCUGGAGGAGCUGCAGGUCCUGUCUCUGAGGCAGGUGGGACUGUCUCCCAGCUCCUCAGCAGGACACACGACUGGUUUGUGCACCCACUGCCUGCUCUGUCUCCGUUAGUCUCUCUGUCUUUCUUUUCACAUCCGUGCACAUAAAAUAUACUGGUGUUUGUGUUCCAGGA
This is a messenger RNA of Myotis daubentonii (Daubenton's bat), 4106 nucleotides long. It is a transcript of the gene TMEM229B, whose product is annotated as transmembrane protein 229B. Bases 464 to 967 code for a protein of 167 amino acids. Lineage: Eukaryota; Metazoa; Chordata; Mammalia; Chiroptera; Vespertilionidae. The record is from RefSeq and is a predicted model, not a curated record. The transcript has 4 exons.